GACAUUAUAUUAAAAGGUAGUGGGAACUACUGAGCUGUGAAUGCUGUACACAGAACAAAGAACACAGAGUUUAUAACAUAAACACUCUUACAUGGGUCUUAAAGACUUCCAUUUGGCUGAGAAAAAUAAAUGUUACUGUUUCUUUUAUCUAUAUUGUUGGAAAACAAGGAGCUGAUACUAUCUGCCAAAUCCAUGACUGUAGUCCUGUUGGACUCAUUGGUAUAAUUAAGACUUGAAAGGACUGAAAUAGCUCAGGAGCCUGCAGUGAACACUUUUUCCUUUACCUAAAAAUGUAGUUUGAUUUCAUCUGAAAUUGUCUCUGUAAUUUCCCUUUCUUCCUGCAAAUGACUGCCCUUUCGUGCUUAUGGAUGUGUGCACUCAUGAGGCUGAAAACUCUAACACCUAAAUGGUCUCCCUGAAGAAGUACUAGUAGAUUCUAAAUGGGGGGCUAUUAGCUUUUUAUUACUGUAAUGAUUUUUUUAGUAGUUUCCACAAUUUGAAAUGUGGCUCAGUGGCUAUUGGUAGUUGAAAGCAACAUGGUUUAAUAUUUUUAACUUUUGAUUUUAUGUUUGUUUCAGUGGUUCAAAAUUUUAAAUGAUAACAGGUGAGGCUUACUCAACGGCAAUGUUGUUUCAGACCUUCAUUUGUUUUGGCUCAUUUCUAAGGUUUACAUUGGCUUGAAUGCUUGAUCAUAACAUUCUUUUUCUCUUUAUCUUGUAAAAUAACAUUUUUUUCUUUAACUUGCUUUGAACUAGAAUGUUUAUUCUAUUGUUUCUAACAUUUUAGUGCCUUUCUUGAAUUUCUUUUUGUUCUAUUUGAUGAAACAAAAUUUGUGUCUGUUUCAAUUUUUUUUGUUGUGUUGUUUCUAAAAGUUCCCCAACCUGGAGUAUUGCAGUAGACAGCUUCCCCUCUUGUGCCAUACAUAGGUUCAAAGUCCUGUUUUUCACUAUGUUCAGUUGCAAAGGGCAUGUUUUCUAGCAUGUGAGAAAAAGAUCAACAAGUCCCUAACUUGGAAGUAGCUAGCAGUCUGAGCAUAACUAAAUUAAUUCCUCAGACAGGAUUAGGUCUCAGCAGCUCACUGUACGGUCUGAGCAGAGGGGCAUGGAUGUUAACACAGCAGGUGCAAAGGUAGCCUGUGCUAUCAGGAAGUCAGGGUUCUUUCUGUUGGUAGAAAAUGGGAAGCAACUGAAAGGCGAGUAGCAAUCUAGUAGGCUAAACUAGGAGCUUGGGAGUCUCCCAAUGCCCCUCCCUUCCUCAGUCCCCCGAAUGAGUCACUUUUCCACUGUGUCUACACCCAUUCACCCUUCCUUUGCCAACAUCCCUGAAUACACUCAGAGUCACCCUCUAAGCAUUUGCCAGAGAUCUUUCUAGAAUGCAAGUCCAGACACUCCACCCUAUCUCUCUGGUCCUGCAAACUAGUUCAUCAUGGUUUUCUGAGUAAAGUUGAAGCUCGUGGCUUCCUCUCCUGCCUACACUGCAAUCUCCUUUUACAGAAAGGGAUAGAGAAGACGAAUGCAUUGACUCCACAUGGAAUUGAACAGAUAGCUUUCUUGCUUGUCCUCUGCCCUUCUCCACUGUUCCAAGGGCCCACCUCCAUCCAACUCCCUGUGCCUAGGUGUAUGUACAUGUGAAGGUCAGGAGUCCACAUCAGCUAUCUUCUGAAAUUUACUUUCCGUUUUAUUAUUUAUUUAUUUUUUGAAUGUCUCUCAUUGAACCUUGAACUCAACCGUUGGCCAAUGGCCUCUGAGAAUCUCCCAUUCUCUACCUCCUUUCCAGCACCGUGGUUAGGGAACCUUGCCUGGGCUGCUUUGAAUUUGAACUCAGGUCCUCAUGCUUGAGACCCAGUUUCUUUAAGAAUGAGUCAUUUCUUAGCCCAUCAACUCUCUUUUUAUCUUACUGAUUUCUGCACAUCUUUCAAGGCACUAGUUAUAAUAUAUAAUUCCUCCCUUUCUCUGGGUCACUUGGUGUUGUUGUCUACCACCAUAGCAUUUAACUAUCCAGCAGAAAGGAUGGGGUUGUCUCUUCCCUACAAUGCUGCUCACAAAGUACAAUCCUUGUAUAAGGACCCCCCACACCCCCGCAUUCCUACCUAUACUUAACAUCUCUGCCAUAGCCCACAUUCCACCUAGCUUCUGAAAUAAACGCUGUGAAGAAAGGAAGUCCCCGGGCUACGGUGGUUACUAAUUGUCAGUUAGAAACUCCCUGUCCCUGUUCUCUGAAAAAAAAUGUUAGGGUCAUUUUACUUUGUUUCCAUUGUUGGGGACUUGGGUACUUUUAAUGAUUAACACUGAGAAGUGGCACUAGUUAAUUAAUUAGUCCAGGAAGGGAUCAGAAAGCAGGAUUCAGCCAGUGUUUCACGGACCCAGCACAGGAUCUAUUACUCAGGUCUGUUAUGGGUACGUCUGCAAACCACUUGUGCACCCUAACAUCUUUCCUGACAUUUUUACUCCUAGGAAAGCCGGCCUCACUCUCUCAGUACAACAUACAGGGAGAAAUCCUGUUACAGUUUGCAUUCCCUCGCCCCUACUCAAAUUAUGUUCAAACCACGGAGCAAGCAUUUUUAGUUAAAAAGCAUCCUUGACCAAGUUAUCAGAAUUCCUUAAAUUCACAGGAAAUCCCGUCCGCAGAUCUUCAAACUUUAUCUCUUCUCAGAAGCCCAAGAUUCUUUUCAUUUAAAACCAAGUUACAGGACAGCACCCAGGGAACUAGGGGGCUGGGGUUUCAUUUGCUCAGGCCGUUGCCCGGGGCUUGCUUGCGUGGGAGUACUUCUGCAUCUCCUAAGAUGUUAUUUUAUUUUCAAAGAGGGAGCCCUGCUUUCUGUACACCACACUGCGGAGUUGGAAGUAAGGGCGCCUCUAGACUGCAAGUUUUAUUUCCUGGUUAGACGGGAAGGUGGCCUGGGUUUGUGCUUGGGUGACGAUCAGUUUUCCCGCAGAACUCCGAAACUGUGGAGUGCUGACUGCUGGAGGAAGAUACCCGCCAACACCCUUGCGGCUUCUUUCCCGCCCUUCGCCCUCCAGGUUCCAGGCAGUGCGGCGCUUCUGCCCCGGCAGGCCCGGCCGCUGACUCUAACCUUCCGUCUAACCUUGUGGGCCGCCCGGGCUGGGCGCGGAGCCCUCGGAGCUGGAGCGGCGGUUGGUACUAAGAAGUGCCUUUCCUGACGUCUCUGCUGCUUGGAACCGCUUCUAGAGCAGCCUCUGCUUUUGCCUUGCUUGCUGCCAGCUAGACUGUGACGACAGCACAUCCGCCCUCCACCUCUAGCCCAGACACCCCCACUUCUACUUCUAAUCAGGAGAAAAGCUCUGAGUAUCUGCCAUUGCCCUAGGCUGCUUUAGUUUAGAAGAAAAGUUUGCUGAAAAAGUAAGAUACCUUCUGCCAGGAAAUCAAGGAGGAAAACACAAAAUCAUUUUCUCGAUUUUGCUCUAAACUGCUGCAUCUGUCUAUGCCAAACUAAUCAAUACCGAUUGCACCACCAAACUCCAUCGCAAAUUCAGCUGUGAGGAGAUUCCCUGUCAGACAACUUGGCUGAAAGCAGAUUGGAAAUUCGGUGUCAGAGGGUCUGCCACGUUUUCAUGCUUGCAUUUUGGGCUCCAAAUUGGCACUGGGAAGGGGUUACUGAGCGCAAGGCUGGUUCCAGGCCCUCCUUUAAGCACCCAUCUACUUACAAUCCUGGUAUUUCUCUAAAACCCAAAACCUCUUUGAAUUAACAGUUUCAUGCUGUGACUUUCUAGUGGAGGUCUUUCCCUUGAUAUUGAAGUCACACUUUUCCACGUGCCGUUAAAGCAGGGAGCGGGGAAACAGCCUUCCGGACAUUUUCACCGUCAUUUCACACUUCUAAGUUUUAUCAGUUCCUAUUUUGUUUUGUUUUUGUUUUUGUUUUUGUUUCGGUUAUUGAUUUUUUUUUUUUUUUGAGAGGGGUCGGGUUUGUUGGUUUCAUUGAACAUUUAACUACCUGUAAAAUAUAAACAUGGCUGUUAGUGUCACACCAAUUCGGGACACAAAAUGGCUAACACUGGAAGUAUGUAGAGAGUUUCAAAGAGGGACUUGCUCACGGCCAGACACGGAGUGUAAAUUUGCACAUCCUUCGAAAAGCUGCCAAGUUGAAAAUGGACGAGUAAUCGCCUGCUUUGAUUCACUGAAAGGUCGUUGCUCCAGGGAGAACUGCAAAUAUCUUCAUCCGCCCCCACACUUAAAAACACAGUUGGAGAUAAAUGGACGAAAUAACUUGAUUCAGCAGAAGAACAUGGCCAUGUUGGCCCAGCAGAUGCAGCUAGCCAAUGCCAUGAUGCCUGGUGCCCCAUUGCAGCCCGUGAACUUAAUGCAACAAUCAUUCCAAAAAAGAGGGGGGGAUUGCAAUUCGAGGUGGGAGGGAUCCCCAUAUUACACCGGCAGUGAUACCAAUUAUCAAUACUGUACAGUCGAGCCAAUGUUUUCAGUUGCACCAAGCUUAGCCACCAAUGCAUCAGCAGCCUUUAAUCCCUACCUGGGGCCUGUUUCCCCAAGCCUGGUUCCAGCAGAAAUCUUGCCUACUGCGCCAAUGUUGGUCACGGGGAAUCCUGGAGUUCCAGUGCCAGCAGCUGCUGCAGCUGCUGCACAGAAGUUAAUGCGGACAGACAGACUCGAGGUGUGUCGAGAGUACCAACGAGGCAACUGCAACCGAGGAGAAAAUGAUUGUCGGUUUGCUCAUCCUGCUGACAGCACAAUGAUUGACACCAAUGACAACACAGUCACUGUCUGCAUGGAUUACAUCAAAGGGAGAUGCUCUCGGGAAAAGUGCAAAUACUUUCAUCCUCCUGCACACCUGCAAGCCAAGAUCAAGGCUGCCCAAUACCAGGUCAACCAGGCUGCAGCAGCACAGGCUGCAGCCACUGCAGCUGCCAUGACUCAGUCGGCUGUCAAAUCACUGAAGCGACCCCUCGAGGCAACCUUUGACCUGGGAAUUCCUCAAGCUGUACUUCCCCCAUUGCCAAAGAGGCCUGCUCUUGAAAAAACCAACGGUGCCACCGCAGUCUUUAACACUGGUAUUUUCCAAUACCAACAGGCUCUAGCCAACAUGCAGUUACAGCAGCAUACAGCGUUUCUCCCACCAGGCUCAAUAUUGUGCAUGACACCCGCUACAAGUGUUGUUCCCAUGGUGCACGGUGCUACGCCAGCCACUGUGUCCGCAGCAACAACAUCUGCCACAAGUGUUCCCUUCGCUGCAACAGCCACAGCCAACCAGAUACCCAUAAUAUCUGCCGAACAUCUGACUAGCCACAAGUAUGUUACCCAGAUGUAGAGUUGUCGUCAAAAAACAAUCAUACAAAGAGGAAAGGACAGUGUGCUUGGUUAGAGUAAGGACGACGUCAUUAGCCAUAUUGUAUAUACCGUCAAGCAACACACACAAAAAUCCCUCAGCCACAAGACAUCCACAUAUUGCAUGUUAACCAGAAGAAAAGACAACAUGGGAACUUGCUGCACACUGUUGCCUACACACUUUGUACAUUCAAUUGGUAUUUGUGCUGAGGUGAUAUUCCUAUCUAAAAGAACAACAUUGUCUUUCUUUUGUAGCACAGAGUUAUGCAUUAAAAUAUGCAUACAUAAUUAGUUUCCUAUAUAUUCAUGCCAUCUUGAAAAGACAGACUAUGGUGUAACCAUGAUUCUAUUAUGUAUUGGUACGUCUGUAGACCAAGAUAUAAUUUUUUAAAAAUGAGUUUAUUUCUUUCAAGGUUUACAAGUAACAAAGGUGCACCUUGUAUUUAAAAUUGCCAUUAGAGCUGAGAGCGCGCAUGCACAGUCAUUUUUGUUUAAGAGUGAUAUUUUUACUGUAAUAGAUUGUAAGACGUGGUGAGGGAGGGAUCUGACAGAGAUGAAUGUGCCAAGCAAAACCACAACUGUGUAUAUGUUAAAGCACAUCAUGGCUUUAAGUACCAUGUUGCUAAGGAUUCUCAUGAAGUGCCAUAGACUGUACAUCAAACUAGAGUAUUAUUUCUUCAGUGUUAUUAUUUUCAGAGCCACGUUUUGUUGCUUAUUUGCUAGUACUAAUCAAUCAAAGGGCACCAUUCUUCUUUUCUUUUUCUUUUUUGUUUUUGAAACCAAAGCUGUCUCAGAAAUGGCCAAUUUAACUUUACAGUAACAAUAGACAGCACAACACACACUCAAUACAGAUAAACUUUCACAUACUGGAGAUAUAUAUAAUAGAUAUAUAAAAUUAUUUUAAUGCAUUGUAGUGUAAUAUUUAUGCAUAUUCUACUAUAUAACAUGUUAUUCAAAAGGGAUAUGCCAUUUCUGAGACACAGUAACAAAAAAUGUUUGAGGAAAUUAUUUUGCUUCUAUUUAUAGCCUCUGUCAAAAGUCAAAAGACUAUAAAUGCUUUGCAGAAAUGGUUUCACGUUUGCUUAAACGCUUCAUCACAGUCACAUUCAAAAUAGUGACUCUAAACAAAGAGAACAGCACUGUCAUCAGAUGCAUGAUAAACCAAAAUAUGAAAAUGGGAAAUGUUUAAUUAACCUAGUAAUUGGGUGGGUUAAGUACAUGGGUGAAUUUUAUAUGUGAUUCUUUUGUUCAGAUUAACUGCUUAUAGCCUUAGAAAGCCUUUUAAAAAUUUUAAAAAUAGAUGUGCAUUCAGUUUUUAAGAAUGGAUUCAUCCAAAGGAAUUCCCCUUUUUUGUGGUUUGGAUGUUGCAGCUAGUAAAGGAUAUUUUUGCCCUGUUCAGCAGUUCUAAAAAUCGCUGAGUAGGGGCCAGGUCACUGGCGGUUCUAGUGUGGAAUGGGAGAAGUGAGAGUUCCGUUAUAGAACUUUCCAUACUUCCAAGUUUACUGCAAGUUUUUAUGCUUGAGAGAGAUGCUUUCUAAUAUAAGACUGAUGUGUUGAUUUUACUGAUUGUACUGUACAUCUAUUAAAGCCUUAGAUUAUUACAUUACGGGUUGGAACCCAUACCAAUGUAAUUUCAAUCGUGUUAAGAGAGUAAUGGUGACUUCACAUGUUAGUGUAGUUAGUUACAUUAUAGAAUAUUACUUAUUUUUCUUGUUAAAAUGUAGUUUUUCAUUUCCUACAUUUAUUAGAUUUUCAUUUUCUAUUAACAAUUGAAUACCAUUUCAGUUUAUAGACUAUUGUUUUAUUAGAUUUUACCAAUGAAUUUUUCAAAAUAGAGAAAAAAAUUAAAGUAGUUUUUCCUUCAUAACAUACUCAGUUUUAAAUUACAUGUAGUGUCAUAUGAAUAUCCGUAUUAUUGUUAACUAAAUGAUUUAUAUUUUACUGAUUUAAUAUUACAGUGUAAGAAUGUCAGUCAUUGUUCUUGUCUAGUUUUCAUUAAAAGAACAAAGAUCUUUUAUAUGGAUAUCUUAUAAAUAUAUAAUCAUUGCUAAGUAAGAAGUUAAGUUGUUGCUAUGGCAACAAUCCUGGCAGACAAUUGAGUAAUAUUUUGAUGAUUUAUUUUGUUUGUAAUUAGUUAUUAUGAGAAGAUCUAGAUCCUAGAUAUUAGAAUAAAAUUUAUUUUCUACUGUAUCCAUUUCAAAUGUUAAAGUAUUGUUUAAUAUUUUUGAAAUCCCUGAAUAUCAGGCCUUGUUAUAAAUAAGCUGCAUAAUCAAUAAAUAGAACAAGGGACUUUUUGUUGAUAAUCCAAAUACUCAAAGUUUACGUAAUGAGAAUUUUAGCGUGUGUGCAAACUCUUGGGGGUUGAUGAUGCUGCAGUUUAGCAUGUUGGAAAGUCUAGAGAGAAAGGUUGACUUUUUGCACUUCUGUAUAUAGUCAAAAGAGAGAAACCUGUAUAAUAGCAAGAUCUUAUUUUGAAUAAAAACGUCUAUAAUUACAAGGAGUUUUGUUAAGGCUAAUGAAAUGACAGACUGAGCAAAAUUGCUUGCAAAAGUGGCACAGAGUUAGCACUCCAUACCCUUCAGACACGUUGCUUUGCUUUUUGUGGACAGCUUGUAGUUUGCCAGGAUUUUUCAGCUGGAAAGAUUUGCCAUCCUUCCAAGAUCUCAUGACUGACAAAACUCCAUUGGGCCAAAUCUGCCUGAAGAUCAUUACCAAAAAUAGCAGGUACUUCAGCCAUUAAGGUGAAAUCAUGGAUCAGAUAUUCCUUACAUUGUUUUCAAAACUACUGCAUGUUUAAAACUUCAACAAAAAGAGAGAAAGAACUAUGCUAAGGACACAUAUUAUUCAAAUCGGUUUCUGCCAAUUUCAAUGGUUUAUUGUUCACAAAACGAAAUCUUCAAAACAAGUAUUGACUUUCACAAAAUUUAAACCAUAAACAGGCAAACCAAACAGCACACCUGUAGUUGUUAUGUGAUUGUUUUUUAAUUGCUGUAGACCUUGUUCUUUCCGCAGGUGAAAAAAAGAAGUUCAAAUUUCACAAUUUUAAUUUUCAAGUCAGAGGCACUCAAAAGAGCAAAAUGUGACAAUGGCCACUUGUUAAUGACUUGGUUGCCCAGCCUUUACUCCAGCUGGCUACUGAUGUUGCACUUACCAGCAACCCGACGACCACUUUCAUCUGCUGAAAGGACAAAGCGCUUGAUUUUACUAUUAUGUAAUCACAACUUACUUUCUGCUUGUAGUUGCUUAAAAUUAUGUAUUCUGUCUAGGGCUGCAAUUUGUUUUAUGCUUAUUUUAUUAUUACUGCAGUAGUUGACUUUGCUGUAUGGAAAAAUAAAGUGAAAUUGCCCUAAUAAAACUUCUCUUUCUUAAGUAUA
Peromyscus californicus insignis is the source of this 8669-nucleotide messenger RNA. It is a transcript of the gene Mbnl1, whose product is annotated as muscleblind like splicing regulator 1. The record is from RefSeq and is a predicted model, not a curated record. The transcript is spliced from 12 exons. NCBI's taxonomy places the organism in Eukaryota, Metazoa, Chordata, Mammalia, Rodentia, Cricetidae. Bases 3968 to 5278 code for a protein of 436 amino acids. Gene Ontology annotation, molecular function: metal ion binding.